Venustampulla echinocandica is the source of this 2685-nucleotide messenger RNA. RefSeq lists its product as uncharacterized. Gene Ontology annotation, biological process: establishment of sister chromatid cohesion; nucleobase-containing compound metabolic process. The coding region runs from base 1 to 2685 and encodes 894 amino acids. NCBI's taxonomy places the organism in Eukaryota, Fungi, Ascomycota, Leotiomycetes, Helotiales, Pleuroascaceae. The record is from RefSeq and is a predicted model, not a curated record. The transcript is spliced from 5 exons. Gene Ontology annotation, molecular function: DNA binding; hydrolase activity, acting on acid anhydrides, in phosphorus-containing anhydrides; DNA helicase activity. Gene Ontology annotation, cellular component: nucleus.
AUGUCGGGUCACCAGGAUGAGGGUCUCGAAAAUGAAGAUGCUCCAGGGAGCAUAGUGCAAGCUCAAGUGCAACGCGACUUUCAUCAUCCAUAUACACCUUAUGCCAUUCAAGAUACCUUUAUGGAUACUGUCUAUCAAGUUCUAGAAAAUGGCAAAAUUGGCAUUUUAGAAAGUCCUACCGGUACUGGCAAAUCAUUGAGUUUAAUUUGUGGUUCUUUGACUUGGCUGCGCGAUUACAAACGGAAGACCUUUGAACAAGGUCUCGAUUGGGGUCAAGGUGACUCAGACGAACCGCAGUGGAUUAUCGAGCAGACAAGAGCAAGGAAACGGCGCGAGAUGCUUCGUCAACGGGAAGAAAUGGAAGCCAGAUUAGCAAAAGUUCGAGCCAAGGAAAAAGCGCAGCGUGACAGGUACAUCAAAGGGGAUCAGAAAUUUAAGAAGAGGAAAACCGAUAAGGAGGCUGCCGAAAAUGAUGAUGACGAAGAGCAAUUCUUUCUUGACGAUUACGAUAGCGACCGCGAGGAGCAGGGUUUGAAGGACGACGGAGGCAGUCACUAUUCUGCAGCGACCUUGGCGUUGAUGGCGAAGCUUGGAAUGGGCCCUACUGUGUUAAAAGAGGAUGAAGAGGAAGUAGAAAAUGAGACCAAGAUUUUCUAUUGUUCUCGGACACAUUCCCAGCUCACCCAAUUCAUCAAUGAACUCCGCCGCGUGGAAUUCCCAGCAGCAAUUCCGGACGAGGAACCAGGCAAGGAAAUAAAGAUCGAAGAUCUAAAACACCUUACUCUUGGGUCACGAAAAAACCUCUGUAUCAACCCUCGAGUCAACAAACUGAACUCAGUAACGGCGAUCAACGAGCGUUGCGCUGAGCUUCAAAAACCAGGAACAGCUCAAGAACAUAAAUGUGAAUUCUUACCCAACAGGGAGAAUCAAUCCCUUGUUAACGAUUUCCGCGAUCAUGCUCUUGCAACGCUCCGGGAUAUCGAAGAUAUGGGGUCGCUUGGCAAAGAGAUUGGAAUUUGCCCCUACUACGCUUCAAGGGCCGCAAUUCGACCGGCAGAGAUAGUAACGCUACCGUAUCCCCUGCUGCUUCAGAAAAGCGCUAGGGAGGCUUUAGGGCUCAGCUUAAAAGGGCAUGUAGUUAUCAUUGACGAGGCACACAAUCUGAUGGACGCUAUUUCCGGAAUCCAUGGAGUAGAAGUUAGUCUUAAACAAUUAAGGCUAGCUAGAGCACAGCUUUGGCAAUACCUGCAGAAGUUUCGUAAUAGGUUGAAGGGCAAGAAUCGGAUUUAUGUUAGUCAGGUUAUUCGAGUAAUUGAUUCUUUGGCUGGAUACCUGGAGGGGAGGUUGUCGAUUCCGCAAGCAGAUGGCACUGUCUCCGAAAAGGAGCUAUUUUCCGGCAAGGGAGUUGAUCAGAUCAAUCUGUUUAAGUUAUUACGCUACCUUCAAGAAAGCAAACUUGCGCGCAAAGUCGAAGGCUACGCCGUCCAUAUAACGUCUGUUUCCUCGAAAAGCAGCAUUCCCCAACAACCUGCCCAGCCUAAACAAGAUGGAUCCGCUACUCCGGUACUCCACCAUAUCGCUUCGCUCCUUUCGGCACUCACUCACCCUUCGAAAGAAGGCCGGCUCUUCUUCUCCAAGCCGACCAAUUCACCGGAGGGUGAAUCAAUUUCUCUCAAAUUUCUUCUCCUGGACCCAUCCACUCAUUUCCACGAAAUCGUCAGCGAAGCGAGAGCCGUGAUAUUAGCAGGCGGUACCAUGUCACCAUUCUCCGACUAUACCUCUCAUCUCUUCCCCUAUAUCCCCCCAACUUCCAUCGUGACCCUUUCUUGCGGUCAUGUAAUCCCCAAGUCCAAUCUCAUAGCAUGGAACCUCUCCCGCGGGCCUUCAGGGCAAGACCUCGAAUUCACAUUCAAAAACCGCAGUAACGCAGAGAUGGUCAACGAACUCGGACGCGCACUCUUAAAUAUUUGUACCGUCGUUCCUGACGGAGUUGUCGUUUUCUUCCCAAGUUAUAGCUACCUCUCGUCCAUCAUUUCACAGUGGUCCGUUAUCCCGAAUACCAACAGUAACCAAACAAACACUGAGAAAAGCAUCUAUCAACGCCUGGAAGCGAAGAAACCUAUAUUUACAGAGAAAAAGGACCUUUCAGUUGAUGCCAUCCUCUCCGAGUACGCUAGCGUAAUUGACACGGGUAAGGGUGGGCUUCUGCUCAGCGUCGUCGGUGGCAAAAUGUCCGAAGGGAUAAACUUCUCAGACAAACUGGGCCGCUGCGUCGUAAUCGUCGGCCUUCCUUUCCCUAAUAUCAUGAGCGCGGAAUGGAAGGCAAAAAUUUCCUACAUCGAAGCUGCGACUCUUGAACGUCUGCAAUCGCAGUGCAAUGCUAAUGAGGGAGCAAAAAUGAAUAAGGACGAAAUGAGCAAGAAAGCUAAGGAACAAGGAAGAGAGUUCUACGAGAAUGCUUGUAUGAGGGCGGUCAAUCAGAGUGUGGGCAGAGCUAUUCGACAUAGGGAGGAUUAUGCGGCGAUUAUUAUGGUGGAUAGGAGAUACGAGGGAGAGAGGAUUAGGGGGAAGUUACCUGGGUGGAUUAAGGAGGGCUUGGUUGAGGGAGCGGGGGAGAAGACGUUUGGAGCGCUGAUGGGGGGUUUAGGAGCGUUUUUUAGAGGGAAGAGGGAGCUAGGUGGGUGA